Myripristis murdjan (pinecone soldierfish) is the source of this 1697-nucleotide messenger RNA. RefSeq names its product protease-associated domain-containing protein 1. NCBI's taxonomy places the organism in Eukaryota, Metazoa, Chordata, Actinopteri, Holocentriformes, Holocentridae. The record is from RefSeq and is a predicted model, not a curated record. Bases 362 to 937 code for a protein of 191 amino acids. The transcript has 5 exons.
UCCACACAUUAUUUGAAACCGUAAACCUGCAUUUACAAUGUAAGUAAACCACCGGAUAGGUCCAGACAUUUUUUUUUCAAGAGAUCUUCACUCUCUCACCCUCCACAGUCCAAGCGGCGGAUCAGAGGUAAAAAAAAAAAAAAAAAAAAUCCCAAGGCUACCAAGAUGCAAGCUGCGGGCGUGUACGCAUGCGCCAGAGAAAACAAACACGGAAGUGGCUCACGCAUACGAGCGAUCGCCCUCUCUCCGGCGGGUCUACGUCGACGCAUGCAGACAAAAGCCCGUGUGUAAACAGAGAGGCAGCCCACGCCGAGCCUCGGAGGUGUCUGUCUGCCGUGUGACUGCUGCAAAUGUCUUGAACAUGGCAGCGACCGUCCGGACAGCAGCAUGGACUGUGUGCCUCUGGAGUGUUUUCAUGUGUUUCUGUCGCACCACAGGUCUCGGGGUCAAUGAACUGCUGUAUUUCCGUGUCAUCAGCCCAGAGGAGAUAGGGUACAUCUUCAGUGCAGCCCCUGCUAAAGACUUUGGAGGAGAUUUUACUUCGUCCUAUGAUGAGAUCUUACUUGUGCCGGCCGAGCCAGCGGACGGCUGCUCGGAGCUGAAGGACAAAGAAAUCAUCAAGGGACAAGUCAUCCUGGUGGAAAGAGGGUCCUGUUCCUUCGUCCAAAAGGCUCGCCAAGUGGAGGAGGCAGGAGGCAAAGCCGUACUGAUUGCAGAUAACGCUGUUGAUAAUGACAGUCAGUAUCUCGAUAUGAUCACCGAUGGGAGCACUGCCAAACCAAGCAUUCCUGCACUAUUCCUCCUGGGACGAGAUGGGCUGAUGAUUAGACGGUCUCUGCAGAGGCAAGCGCUGCCAUGGGCUGUUAUUUCCAUUCCUGUCAAUGUGUCUUCUUUGGCCUCCUUCCCCCUAAAGCAACCCCCAUGGACACUGUGGUAGAGUUGACACACACCUACAACUGUACCCACAUCCUCACUUGAAUUCUCAUUUCAUGCAGCUACAUACACACCCUGUCCGUAGUGAAUAAACACACGGCUUCACACAGACCUCUUUGGUGAUGCUUUAACACAAGAAUACUGACUGAGCCAACAAAACAAACAGUAGGCACAUGCAUUAAAGCACACACACACUCACACACACACACACAUACAUACGCAGGCACAUGGGCUUGGAGCAAUGCACUUUGACACGCGUGUUUAAACAGACUUUUUGAUAAAGCCUGUUUCGUCCACCAGCUUCUUUAUAUUCUCGUCACUGCCGGACGAACUCUUCAGAAAUUACCUUCACUCAUUAUCAGUUCUCUGGCAGAAGCUGAUUGAACUGGUCAGUUGUUUUGAGGAUUAAGAGGGUUUAUCUUUGAUUAGAGGGGCAGACUCCAGGAGUUUCCAUGCAGAUGUGCUGGUUGGUUCCAAAUGAGGGAUACACAGAGAUACACCAACACACACACACCUGAAGUGCAUCAUUCUUCUGUCCUCCUUUUAUUGGUAGCUGGAGUACAUGGUAAAGUGAAAAUAACAGCAUGAAGUGCUGAAACCACAUUGUUUUAAUGAUUUAUUUCCAUUCUCUUCCACUAAAAGUAUCUGGAUCUUUGAAACACUAAGAGCAACAGUCACCAAACUUCACAUAUAGGUAAAAAAUCUCACCCGCUACUCAGGCAACGAAAUUAUGCCAGUUAGGCCACAGUGUUGCUUUAGUAAAA